AUGUUCCGCUCCCAGAUUGCCCGCCAGGCUCGCCUGUUCUCCACCACUCCCGUCGCUCGCAAGAGCCCCGUCGAGACCAUCAAGGAUGCUGCCAAGGCCGUCGACAGGACAAUCUCUGGUGCCGCCGUGAAGGGCAUUGAGAAGGGUGAGCAGGUCGCAGAGGCCGUUAAGGAGGCCACUCCCGACACCACAUCCGAGGCUAAGGGCCAGGCCAACGAGGCUCUCGGGCAGGCCAAGGGCAAGGCUGCCGAGCUCCAGGGCGAGGCCAGCAAGAAGGCUGGUCAGGUCGAGGGCGAGAUCAAUAAGAAGUUGUAAAAAGCUUGCAUCGGCUGAGGAAGGGGGAUAAAACUUAAUAUGAGCGACCUUUGAUACCUUGGGCUUGGUGCAUGUCUAAGCAUCGCUCUUGUACGACCAGCUAUUGCUGCUAUGGCAUUACGAAUUUCAGACAAUUUCCUACCUGAACAUAUGCACCUGCUUGCUGUUUUGGUAUCCGGCUCGUCUUAAUCAAUGCACCUAAGCAACCAACUAAACAGGGCGCGGCCUGGAAAUGUGAAUCGCAAGACUAACUAAUAGCAUGUAAAACCCUUUGUUGGGUACCCUUGUAGUCACCAAGUGCCU
Macroventuria anomochaeta is the source of this 618-nucleotide messenger RNA. RefSeq lists its product as uncharacterized. Bases 1 to 315 code for a protein of 104 amino acids. The transcript is spliced from 2 exons. The record is from RefSeq and is a predicted model, not a curated record. NCBI's taxonomy places the organism in Eukaryota, Fungi, Ascomycota, Dothideomycetes, Pleosporales, Didymellaceae.